UCACAAUCUUUCUUCCCUUUUAUCCAGGGAAAUGGGCUAUGAUGGUAUUGUGCUAGAAUCCUGGUCGAGGUGGGCUGCUUAUGGGAUAUUGAAUGACCCAGACCUGAGGAAUUCGGCACUGCAAUUUAUCAAGCAACUUGGAAAUGCCCUGCACUCAGAGCUUGAUAGCUGGAGAUCUAAGCAACCGUUACAACUGGUGUAUGUCAUUGGUCCACCUCAUUCCGAGAAACUGGAAAACCAGGAUUUUGGGCCAGAAGAUAUGCAGAGCUUGAGUGGUGCUGUGGAUGGUUUCUCGCUUAUGACCUAUGAUUACUCCAGUCCUCAUAGCCCAGGCCCCAAUGCUCCAAUGAAUUGGAUUCGUUCAGCGUUACGGCUAGUACUUGGCACCAAGGACAACAGCCUUCUUCCACUCGAGGCUGGCAAGAUUUUUCUUGGAAUCAACUUCUAUGGCUAUGAUUACAGCCUUUCAGGAGGAGGUGGAGCUAUCACUGGAAAUGAUUAUCUAUCUGUCUUAAGCAAGUACAAGCCUCUGGUGCAAUGGGAGGAGAUCAGUGCCGAACAUUUCAUCUUGUACACUGAUAACAAUCAAAACAAGCACGCAGUCUUUUAUCCAUCGCUGAAAUCAAUCUCCACACGUCUAGAGGCAGCUGGAUCAUUGGGAACGGGCAUCUCAAUAUGGGAAAUCGGACAAGGUUUGGACUACUUUUUUGAUCUUCUGUAAUAAGUCUCAAAUUUGCAGCGUUUCUGUACCUGCUUCUGGGAGACCACCAUAAAGUUUUGUUCACUUUUCCGCCCUUUUUGAGGCUUUAACUAAUUUAUGACUGAUUGAUGCAAAACUAUACAUUGGUUGGUUCUAUGCUUAAAGAGCUAAGCGAGCAAAUGUGAGUAAGCUAAGAUAGGAUCAU
Molecule: messenger RNA, 905 nt
Organism: Cucurbita pepo subsp. pepo (vegetable marrow)
Lineage: Eukaryota; Viridiplantae; Streptophyta; Magnoliopsida; Cucurbitales; Cucurbitaceae
Source: RefSeq, a predicted model, not a curated record